GUCAGUGUGACUGAGAGGAGAAAUGGAGCAGCAGGCAGUUCAGCUAGACAGAGAAACUUUCUCCUGUUCCAUCUGUCUAGAUCUACUGAAGGAUCCGGUGACUAUUCCCUGUGGACACAGCUACUGUAUGAACUGUAUUACAAACUUCUGGGAUGAAGGUGAGAAAAAGAAAAGCUACCACUGUCCUCAGUGCAGACAGACCUUCACACAGAGGCCUGUCCUGCAGAAGAACACCAUGCUAGCAGCUUUACUGGAACAGCUGAAGAAGACUGGACUUCAAGCUGCUCCUGCUGACCACUGUUAUGCUGGACCUGAAGAUGUGGCCUGUGAUGUCUGUACUGGGAGAAAACUGAAAGCCGUCAAGUCCUGUUUAGCCUGUCCGGCCUCUUACUGUGAGAAACACCUUCAGCCUCAUUAUGAUUCAAUUCCUUUAAAGAAACACAAGCUGGUGGAGCCGUCCAAGAACCUUCAGGAGAACAUUUGCUCUAAGCAUGAUGAGGUGAUGAAGAUGUUCUGUCGAACGGAUCAGAAGUGUAUCUGUUAUCUCUGCCCUGUGGAUGAUCAUAAAGGCCACAACACAGUAUCAGCUGCAGCAGAAAGGACUGAGAGACAGAACGAGCUACAGGGGAGACGAAGUAUCAUCCAGCAGAUGAUCCAAGGCAAGGAUACAGAUGUAAAACUGCUUCAACAGGAGACGAAGGCCAUCAAUCGCUCUGCUGAUAAAACAGUGGAGAACUGUGAGAAGAUCUUCACCCAGCUGAUCUGUCUCCUCCAGAAAAGAAGCUCUGAUGUGAAGCAGCAGAUCAGAUCCCAGCAGGAAACUGAAGUGAGUCGAGUCAAAGAUCUUCAGGAGAAGCUGGAGCAGGAGAUCACUGAGCUGAAGAGGAAAGACGCUGAGCUGGAGCAGCUCUCACACACAGAGGAUCACACCCAUUUUCUACACAGCUACCCCUCACUGUCAGUACUGAGUGAGACUAGCCAUAUAUCCAUCAUCAAGGUUCGUCCUCUGAGACACUUUGAGGAUGUGACAGCAGCUGUGACAAAGCUCCGAGAUAAACUACAGGACAUCCUGAAGGACUCAUGGACAAACAUCUCCCUGUUGGUAACUGAUGUGAAUGUUUUACUGUCAGAACCAGAACUAAAACCAAAGAGCAGAGCUGGAUUCUUAAAAUAUUCAUGUCAAAUCAUUAGGGAUCCAAAUAUAGAAAAUGAUAACCUGUUGCUGUCAAAGAGGAACAGGAAAGUGAAAGCAAUUAAUCAUCAUGAGUCUUAUCCUAGUUAUCAGCACUAUCCUAAUCAGCUUCAUCCUAAUCAAACAGACAAUUUCACAGGAUGGUGUCAGGAUGGUGAUCAGUCUGACUGAUCGUUGUUACUGGGAAGUGGAGUGGAGCGGACAACAGGUUUUUGUAGCAGUCUCUUACAAGAAUAUUAAGAGCGUAGGAAGUGAACGUAAUGACGAUUCAUGGGCAUUAGAGUGUUCCCAAAACAGUUUUAAAUUUGUUACCAACAACUCAUGGUUCACUGUCUCAGGUCUAGUUUCCUCCAGAGUCGGAGUGUACCUGGAUCGCGGAGCAGGACUUCUGCACUUCUACAGUGUCUCUGAAACCAUGACUCUCCUCCACAGAGUUCAGACCACAUUCACUGAACCACUACAUGCUGGAGUUUAUGUUUGCGACGCUGGAGACUCUGUAGAGUUCAUUAAACCAAAGUAGAGUUUUUCUUUGAUUGUUGAUCAAUUGUUGUUCCAUAUAACACAGUAGGAGUGUAACAGGUAAACCUUCUAUGGAUGCAAAUGUGACUAAAAACCCACCUGUUUAUUAUUGUA
Molecule: messenger RNA, 1825 nt
Organism: Xiphophorus couchianus (Monterrey platyfish)
Lineage: Eukaryota; Metazoa; Chordata; Actinopteri; Cyprinodontiformes; Poeciliidae
Product: E3 ubiquitin/ISG15 ligase TRIM25-like
Exons: 1
Coding region: 23-1363 (446 amino acids)
Molecular function (GO): zinc ion binding
Source: RefSeq, a predicted model, not a curated record